GGGAGGGAGGGAGUGAGGAGAGCUUAUCCAUUUAUACACCAAAAGCCAUAACAUUUUGACAGUAGUCAGUUUCAAAUUGUUGUUUCCAUGAUCUAUGGCAUCAAGGAAAAUCUUCCAUGCAAAACCCAAUUACAUCUAUCCAACCUCGGAGAUCAUAACCAGUGACAACCCAACAACAUUAUUGGCUUCUGAUGUCGAGUUUGAAGAAACUGAUAUCUGGAAUUCCAAUCAUGUUAAUACAGUACCAUUAAUGGAGACCAAAAGAGCAAUGCCAAUCUCUCGGCAGCCAAAGAUCAAAACGAUCAGGAACAACGACAACAUGGGAGACAAGAUCACUCCUGCAGCAUCGACAUCAUUGCCGGUGAACAUACCAGACUGGUCGAAGAUUCUUAAAGGUGACUUUAAAGAGCAUCGAAAGAAAGAAAGUGAUGAAGAUCAUCAUGUUGAUGUUGAAGAUGAACAUCAUGAAGCUGUUAACAUGAUUCCUCCUCAUGAAUAUUUAGCGAGGACUCGAGGCGCUUCUUUCUCUGUUCAUGAAGGGAUAGGGAGGACCUUGAAAGGGAGGGACUUGCGGAGGGUGAGGAAUGCAAUCUGGAAGAAGAUUGGUUUCGAAGAUUAGUUAGUUCAGAGGCGCUACAGAAGAAGAAGAACUUCAUCGUUAUUAGAUCAAUAAGCAGCUUGAUAGGCCACUAGGUCUCUGAUCACUAUAUAUAUAUAUAUAUAUAUAUAUAUAUCUGCUGAUCUUUUGCUGGAGGGACUGAUUUAUGUAUCUUGUUAUAUAUGUUUAUUGUCCACUGAGUCUGGAGAUUUUCUCUUUCUUUUCUGGGUUUUUCUCUUUCUUUCUUUUUUCCCAGUUCUUUGAAGUUUUGGGUGUCUUGGUUUUGACUAUGAGAGAGUAGCUAAUUCUCGAUGAUCAAGCCUCCGGUAGAUGGCCACAUUCCUUCUCUUUAAUUUGCCUUUGUUUCUUAUAAUACGAUUGUAUUUAGUUUUACUGA
Molecule: messenger RNA, 995 nt
Organism: Juglans microcarpa x Juglans regia
Lineage: Eukaryota; Viridiplantae; Streptophyta; Magnoliopsida; Fagales; Juglandaceae
Exons: 1
Coding region: 95-619 (174 amino acids)
Source: RefSeq, a predicted model, not a curated record